AUGCCCUUGUCUGUGCCCGUCGCAACGCGUUCUAUUGAUCUGCCAUCGGUCGGCAGAAACAACUAUCAACCAUUUGGGUUUCGAGAAGAAGUCUUGCCCAAAGGAUGGAGCCAAAACGGAUCGCGUCCACUACCUUGUGAUAUUCAUGCCUCGCACGACGUCGAAAUCAAAGUCCGUGAUGGUUCCAAAUUAUACUGUGAUGUCUACCGACCGGCCAAUUCAACAGAGCCCGUGGCUGCAAUCCUAGCCUGGAGUCCAUUCGGAAAGAAGUACAAUGGUAUUACCAUGCUGAAGAAUCUUCCAUGGAAUCUUGGAAUCCCGGAUGGAGUUUUGAGCGGCCUAGAGAAGUUUGAAGGGCCGGAUCCUGCCGAAUUUGUUCCUCGUGGAUUCGCUAUAGUGAAUGUCGACGCUCGGGGUGCCGGAGAUUCGGAAGGAAAUGUUGGAAUCAUGGGGACACAGGAGGCUGAGGAUGGAUACGAUGUGAUCGAGGAAAUUGCCAAGAUGCCCUGGUGUAAUGGGAAUGUUGGCUUAGCUGGUAACUCGCACUUGGCUAUCGUCCAGUGGUUCAUUGCUGCAUUGCAACCACCAUCCCUUAAAGCUAUUGCUCCAUGGGAGGCCUGUGGCGACCUUUACAGAGAGCAAUUCGUCCGAGGCGGCAUAUUCGACGCCGGCUUAUUUGACUUCAUCAUCGACCACAAUAUUCAGGGUCACGGGGGCGUGGAGGACUUUCACGAGAUGUAUCGCAGAUUUCCUCGAGCCGAUUCGCUCUAUUGGAAGGAUAAGCGCGCAGACAUCUCAAAAAUUCAAAUUCCAGCAUACAUCACAGCAUCAUAUACCAGCUUUGUGCACACUAUGGGAUCUAUACGGGGAUGGCGCCAGGUUGCAACCUCUGAGAAAUGGCUUCGUCUGUGCCCGUGGCAGGAAUGGUAUGAUAUCUGGAACUGCAAAGACUCAGCCGAUGAACUUGCAAGAUUUUUUGAUCGCUACUUAAACAGCAAGCAAAAUGGAUGGGAGGCCACACCCAAAGUUCGCACCACGAUCCUUCGGUUCAAUCAGGAUCCCUUGUACAAUAUCGCCGAGGCCGACUACCCGAUUCCGCGCACUGAUUACAAGAAAAUGUACUUCCUCGACGACGGUCGUCUGGGCUUCGAAAGUCCCUCGUCCACCACAUCGAUUUCCUACCAAGCAGAAAAAUACCAAGACUGUGCCGCAUUCACCUACAAGUUCUCCACAAAGACACGACUGGCAGGUAUUCCAAAGGCUGUCCUGUUCAUGUCUUGCCCGGACUUCCACGAUAUGGAUGUCUACGUGUUGCUCCGCAAGCUAGACGCGCAAGGGAAGGCCCUGCUAAACCUCAACAUCCCCUGGUCAAGUAUUGCCCAGCAUGGGGUCACCCCAGAUACACUCGACAAGGUACCUCGGCGUAACAUGAAUAAUCUCAUGUUCCAUGUUGGAUCGCUGGGAAUCUUGCGAGCGUCGCGUCGGGCAAUCGAUGAGGCGAAGUCAAUUCACGAAAAUUAUCCCUUCCAUCCCCACGACCGCGACGAGUAUAUUGUCCCAGGGGAGAUUGUUCGAUUGGAUAUCGGGAUAUGGGCGAUGGGGGUAGAGUACGAGGCUGGCGAGAGUAUCCAGGUCGAGAUCCAUGGCAACAGUCCAUUGCUUCGUGGAGAGUUCAAGGAUGACAAUGAAUUUUCGGACACUGCAUCGCAUGGGAAACAUAUUGUUCAUUUCGGAGGGGAUUAUCCUUCACAUGUUGUAUUGCCUUUUGUUUAA
Penicillium manginii is the source of this 1773-nucleotide messenger RNA. Its product is annotated as CocE/NonD family hydrolase. The coding region runs from base 1 to 1773 and encodes 590 amino acids. Gene Ontology annotation, molecular function: dipeptidyl-peptidase activity. The record is from RefSeq and is a predicted model, not a curated record. NCBI's taxonomy places the organism in Eukaryota, Fungi, Ascomycota, Eurotiomycetes, Eurotiales, Aspergillaceae. The transcript has a single exon.